This is a messenger RNA of Sclerotinia borealis F-4128, 1662 nucleotides long. The record is from the annotation of a GenBank genome assembly. Lineage: Eukaryota; Fungi; Ascomycota; Leotiomycetes; Helotiales; Sclerotiniaceae.
AUGAAGGCUAUACUUCAACGAGUCCUGUCUGCUUCUGUAACAGUAGACAAGCAGCUGAUAUCUUCUAUUGGGAAAGGCAUAUUAGUAUUUGCUGCUGUGGCUCCUGGUGAUACAGAGAAAGAUGCAGAAUCAUUAGCAGCAAAAGUCCUCAAGAUGCGAUUAUGGGAUGAUGAGAAUGGUGGUCGGUGGAAACACAAUGUACAAGAUAUUCAGGGUGAAGUUCUCUGUGUCUCACAAUUUACAUUGCUUGCCUCAACGAAGAAAGGAUCAAAGCCAGAUUUUCAUGGAGCAAUGGGAGGGGACCAGGCAAAGGAACUAUAUCAACUAUUCUUUUUAAAGGUCCAACAAGGCUAUACUUCAGAAAGAGUCAAAGAUGGUGUAUUUCAGGCAAUGAUGGAAGUGGCUCUGGUGAAUGAUGGCCCGCUUCCUUCGUUUUGCAGACAAUACCACAAUACCACAAUCUUAUAUUCCAAUUCAGUCCUACGUUCCUCUUUCUCCCUCGCCCAUACAUAUAUCCUCAAAAACAAAAUGUCUGCUACAGAAUCCAAACCCCGCAGUCGAGUCUUUUUCGACAUUUCCAUCGGGAAGGACCCCCAAGGCCGAAUUACUUUUGAAUUGUACGAUGAUAUUACUCCCAAGACGGCAGACAACUUCCGAGCUCUCUGCACUGGUGAGAAGGGUGUUGGCAAAUCCGGCAAGCCUCUCUCUUACAAGGGUUCUGGUUUCCAUCGUGUGAUCAAGCAAUUCAUGAUUCAAGGUGGUGAUUUCACAGCUGGCAAUGGAACCGGUGGAGAAAGUAUCUACGGUGUCAAAUUCGACGAUGAGAACUUUGUAGAGAAGCAUGAGAAGCCUUUCUUACUGUCAAUGGCCAAUGCUGGUCCAGGUACCAAUGGAAGUCAAUUCUUCAUCACAACUGUACCAACACCCCAUCUCGAUGGCAAGCACGUUGUCUUCGGCCAAGUCCUCAGCGGAAAAUCGAUCAUCCGCAAGGUUGAGAAUAUGCCCACACAAGGUGGUGACAAACCGCAAAAGGACGUCACCAUCACUGACUGUGGAGAGCUUACCGGCGAUGAAGCUGAUUCUGCCGACGUAAAGAUACCUGAUUCUACGGGCGACACUUAUGAAGAAAUUCCCUACGAAAAAGACUUCCCAGAAGAUAUGACCACCCCUCCAACCGCCGAUGAAACCGUCAAAAUCGCAACCGAACUCAAGACCUACGGAAACUCUGCCUUCAAAGCCAACAGACUACCUCUCGCCCUAGACAAAUACGAGAAGGGCCUCCGCUACCUCAACGAAGACCCAGACCUAACCUCUUCUCCCCCGGAAACUUCCUCCAAACUUUCUGCCCUCCGCUUUACCCUAAACAGCAACUCCGCCCUUCUUCACAACAAACUCAAGAACUUUUCCGAGGGAGAACGAACCGCGAGCGCCGCUCUCGCAGUCUCCGGUACAACUGAUACAGACAGAGCUAAGGCUCUUUACCGUCGCGCAAUCGCAUACGUAGGUCUCAAGAAUGAAGAGGAUGCGUUGAAGGAUUUGCAGGAGGCGAAUAAGUUGGUUCCAAAUGAUGCGGCUGUGGUUAAGGAACUAUCGGCUGUGAAGAAGAAUGCGGCAGAGAGGGCGAAGAAGGAAAGGGCUGCUUAUAGCAAGGCCUUUGCUUAA